Molecule: messenger RNA, 633 nt
Organism: Benincasa hispida (wax gourd)
Lineage: Eukaryota; Viridiplantae; Streptophyta; Magnoliopsida; Cucurbitales; Cucurbitaceae
Source: RefSeq, a predicted model, not a curated record
AUGAAGGCAUGGGAAGAAGCGCAUUUAGGCGUCUACGGCGCACAUCAAUCUAGACCAAAGCUUCAGUUUCAAUUGAAAAGGAUGGUUUCAUGGCCUUUUGAAGUGUGGAGGCUUGAUCUUGUUGGCCCUAUAACACCUAAAUCGUCAACAGGGCACUCUUACAUCAUUGCAGCCACCGAUUUCUUUUCAAGGUGGGCUGAGACCAUUGCCUUGAGAAAAGCUAGGAAGGAGAACGUGGUGGAUUUUAUCCGUACUCACAUCAUCUAUCGAUACGGUAUCCCCCAUCAAAUUGUGACAGGUAAUGGGAGGCAGCUCUUUAAUGGCUUGAUGGACAUGUUGUGUGAGAAAUUCAAGUUCAAGCAAUACAAGUCAUCCAUGUACAACAUUGCUGAAAAUGGGUUGGCAGAGGCAUUCAACAAAAUAUUGUGCAACCUACUGAAGAAAAUUGUCUCUAAGUCAAAGAGGGAUUGGCAUAAGAAGAUUGGGGAGCCAUUAUGGGCUUAUCGAACCACUCAUCGUACUCCUAAAGGAAUUACACCAUACUCUCUUGUUUAUGAAGUAGAAGCUAUCUUCCCUUUGGAAAGAGAAAUUUCACCACUAAUGAUGGCAGUGCAAGAAGGAUUGACUACAUAA